CGAAAAUCGGGUUAUUAUUUAAACCCCACAGAGCUACUAGGGUUUAUUCUUCAUACUGAGUGGGUGCAUUUCGCCGCAGCUAGCUAGAAGCUCAGGAAGAGGAGGAAGAUGUCUCACAGGAAGUUUGAGCACCCCAGACAUGGAUCCCUUGGAUUUCUUCCAAGGAAGCGUGCCGCUCGUCACAGAGGCAAAGUGAAGGCAUUCCCCAAGGAUGACCCAUCCAAACCCUGCAAGCUGACUGCUUUCCUUGGUUACAAGGCCGGGAUGACUCACAUUGUCAGAGAUGUUGAGAAGCCUGGAUCAAAGCUUCACAAGAAGGAGACGUGCGAGGCUGUUACUAUCAUUGAGGCUCCUCCCAUGGUGGUUGUUGGAGUUGUUGGUUAUGUGAAGACACCACGUGGCCUUCGUUCUCUGAACACAGUGUGGGCUCAGCAUCUGAGUGAGGAGGUGAAGAGGAGGUUCUACAAGAACUGGUGCAAGUCCAAGAAGAAGGCUUUCUCAAAGUACUCAAAGAACUAUGAAAGUGAGGAGGGAAAGAAGAGUAUUGAAUCCCAGUUUGAGAAACUUAUCAAGUAUGCUACUGUCAUCCGGGUGUUGGCUCACACUCAGAUUAGGAAGAUGAAGGGAUUGAAACAAAAGAAAGCACAUCUUAUGGAGAUCCAGGUGAAUGGAGGAACCAUUGCCCAGAAAGUUGAAUUUGCCAAAAGCUUCUUUGAGAAGCAGAUCCCUAUUGAUGCUGUUUUCCAGAAGGAUGAAAUGAUUGACAUCAUUGGUGUCACAAAGGGUAAAGGUUAUGAAGGUGUUGUUACUCGUUGGGGUGUUACCCGGCUUCCUCGCAAGACUCAUAGGGGUCUGAGGAAGGUGGCUUGUAUCGGGGCCUGGCAUCCUGCUAGAGUCUCAUUUACAGUUGCCAGGGCUGGUCAGAAUGGAUACCACCACCGGACUGAGAUGAACAAGAAGAUUUAUAAGCUCGGAAAGGCUGGGCAGGAGUCACACACUGCUGUCACUGAGUUUGACAGGACCGAGAAAGACAUCACUCCCAUUGGUGGCUUCCCUCACUAUGGUGUGGUGAAGGAUGACUACAUUCUGAUCAAGGGAUGCUGUGUUGGACCUAAGAAGAGGGUCGUCACUCUUCGCCAGUCCCUUCUCAAGCAGACCUCUCGUCUUGCUCUCGAGGAUAUCAAGCUCAAGUUCAUCGAUACCUCCUCAAAGUUUGGCCAUGGUCGCUUCCAGACAACACAGGAGAAACAGAAGUACUACGGACGUCUCAAGGCAUAAGGAUGAGAACUCCCCAAGAGUUAAUAGCUAUCGAAGUAGUAGUCGAGUUUUUAGUUUCUAUGCAAAAGACAGUAAGUUGCAACAAUUCUGUUUUUCAUGGUUUGUUUUGGUUUGAAUUGCCGAGGAUGUUGAACGGUGAGGAUUAAGUUUUGUUUUCUUCGAAGUACUUGAAUAUUUGAUGGUUAUUUUUAGAAUUACUACUUUUGAACCUGUUUU
Messenger RNA from Malus domestica (apple), 1494 nucleotides. Its product is annotated as large ribosomal subunit protein uL3. Gene Ontology annotation, molecular function: structural constituent of ribosome; RNA binding. Gene Ontology annotation, biological process: translation. The record is from RefSeq and is a predicted model, not a curated record. NCBI's taxonomy places the organism in Eukaryota, Viridiplantae, Streptophyta, Magnoliopsida, Rosales, Rosaceae. Gene Ontology annotation, cellular component: cytosolic large ribosomal subunit; ribosome.